ACGGGUGUGAGGACAUGGUGCUUUCCUGUUCUGCUUACGGCUGUAAGAAUCGGUAUGAUAAGGAUCGGGGAGUUUCUUUCCAUAGAUUUCCCCUGAAACGUCCGGAGCUCUGCAAGAAGUGGCUGGCGGCAGUAAGGAGACGUAAUUUUACACCCACCAAAAACAGUAAUCUUUGCUCAGAACAUUUUACAUUGGACUGCUUUAGGAAGAACUGUAACAACAAAAUAUUGGAAGAAAAUGCUGUGCCAUCCAUAUUCUGCUUUACCCGACCAAAUCAACAGUCUAAGAAAUUAGAAAUACCAGUAACAAGUGACCAACCUAAUGCAGAAGAAAUAUCAGAGGACACCGCGCUGAAACAAGCACAUGGUUUGCUAACUGUUUAUGAUCACAGCUAUAGUGUUGGUGAUGCAUGUUUGCAAAAGAAAAAGAUUCAGAAAUUGGAAGAACAGAAUGAGAAGCUGAAGAAGAAACUGAAAUUCUUGCAGCAGAAAUCGCGCCGCCAAGAGCAACGAUUACAGAAAAUGAAGAAGUUAUUACAGCAACUUAAUCCACAAGAGAUACUACCACAUCAGAGAUGUGUGUUGUUACAUGAUACUUUGUAUGAAGUGAUUAAAGUUUAACAUUAAUUGGUACCACA
Hemiscyllium ocellatum (epaulette shark) is the source of this 637-nucleotide messenger RNA. RefSeq names its product THAP domain-containing protein 1-like. NCBI's taxonomy places the organism in Eukaryota, Metazoa, Chordata, Chondrichthyes, Orectolobiformes, Hemiscylliidae. The record is from RefSeq and is a predicted model, not a curated record. Bases 15 to 620 code for a protein of 201 amino acids. The transcript has 3 exons.